Messenger RNA from Ictalurus punctatus (channel catfish), 1211 nucleotides. RefSeq names its product tetraspanin 5b (gene tspan5b). Gene Ontology annotation, cellular component: membrane. Lineage: Eukaryota; Metazoa; Chordata; Actinopteri; Siluriformes; Ictaluridae. The record is from RefSeq and is marked predicted. Gene Ontology annotation, biological process: protein maturation; protein localization to plasma membrane; regulation of vascular endothelial growth factor signaling pathway.
CUGAGAUUUGAGCUGAAAGUGAAAUAUUAAGGAUGCGGACUGCACUGAGCAGCGGAUGAGUGGCCUGUCUUCAGCAAAAAGACUUUCAUUUCCAUAAAAACUAAGAAAAAAACCACAAAGGUGUUAAAAACAAAAUGUCCGGAAAACACUUUAAUGUGCAUGAAGUCGGCUGCUGCAUUAAAUACUUCAUCUUCGGCUUUAAUAUUAUAUUCUGGCUGCUGGGCGUGGCCUUCCUGUCUGUUGCUUUAUGGGCCUGGAGUGAGAAGGGCGUCCUGUCCAACAUCUCGUCCAUCACAGAUCUGGGAGGUUUCGACCCCGUGUGGUUGUUCCUGGUCGUGGGGACGGUGAUGUUUGUGCUCGGGUUCGCCGGCUGCAUCGGCGCGCUGAGAGAAAACUCCUUCCUGCUCAAGUUUUUUUCUGUGUUUCUGGGAAUCAUCUUCUUCCUGGAGCUUACCGCCGGAGUCCUCGCCUUCGUCUUUAAGGACUGGAUCAAAGAUCAGCUCAAGUUCUUCAUCAACAACAACAUCCGAGCGUACCGAGACGACAUCGACCUGCAGAACCUCAUCGACUUCACACAGGAAUACUGGGAGUGCUGUGGUGCGUUUGGACCUAAGGACUGGAACCUGAACAUUUACUUUAACUGCACCGACACCAACCUGAGCCGAGAGAAGUGUGGAGUUCCCUUUUCCUGCUGCACUAAAGACCCUGCGGAGGACGUAAUAAACACUCAGUGUGGUUACGACAUCCGAGCUAAAGCCGAAUCGGAGCAGAACUCGUCCAUCUACGUUAAAGGCUGUGUGCCACAGUUUGAAAAAUGGCUGCAGGAGAAUCUCACAGUGGUGGCUGGAAUCUUCAUAGGAAUCGCACUGCUGCAGAUUUUUGGGAUUUGCUUGGCUCAGAACCUGCUGAGUGACAUCGAGGCUGUGAGAGAGAGCUGUUUGUUCACUUGACCCAGCGUCGUCUCAGCGUCCUGUCGCGGGAAGAGGACUUUUCAGUUUCACUUUUAUUUCUAAAACACUUUAAAUUACUGUCUACGUGUCACUUUCGCUAGCGUCUUUAUUCAUGCCUGUAAUCCAGACGUGACUGCAGUUCCUGCACUGACCACAAGGUGUAGCUGUAGAGUCACUGUAGCGUCAUGCUGUGUGCUGUAGAACUUAAGAAAUAUUCCUUUUUAAAAAUGAAUGUUUUAAAAUUAAAAUGAAUUUUACACA